Trematomus bernacchii (emerald rockcod) is the source of this 6764-nucleotide messenger RNA. RefSeq names its product interferon-induced very large GTPase 1-like. NCBI's taxonomy places the organism in Eukaryota, Metazoa, Chordata, Actinopteri, Perciformes, Nototheniidae. The record is from RefSeq and is a predicted model, not a curated record. Gene Ontology annotation, molecular function: GTP binding.
UGUUUUCACAAUCAUGACCUAGAGCGGGUUGACUGAAAAUAAUUAUUCAGAAAGGGAGGAUACCAAACAAUACGUUUCUUUUUCAAGGAAAUAAAAUGCAAAGUGGCUUCCCAAGGCAGUAUAAAAGGAGACACCUCUCAUAGGCACUUGCAUUGGCAGAGAAGGGCAGGGCUGUGUACUUGCAGAGCUUUAUACUACUAUACACUGCAGAUGAAAGCUCUGGAUACAAGAACAGAUUUACGUGUUACCAUGGUUCAUCUACAAAAGUGGGAAGCUGUUUGGAUAAUCUGAACGGUGUGGGAUUGCUGAGGGUGUAUCAAAAAUGGAGUACACUGAUAAGGAGGAACAUCAUGAAGAAACAGAUCCCUCUCCUGACCCGUGCUGUGAGGAAGGAAAGAACACUCCAGCAGCACCACAGUCCGACCUGAGACGCUGUUUGAAGAAUCUUGUGGGAUGGCUGAGAGUGUUUCUGCAAUGGAUAACAAUGAUGUGGAGGAACAUCAUGGAGUAUCAGAUUCCUUCCCUGACCCGUGCUGUGAGGAAGGAAAGAACACUCCAGCAGCACCAGAGUCCGAACGAACAUCAUGAAGAAACAGAUCCCUCUCCUGACCCGUGCUGUGAGGAAGGAAAGAACACUCCAGCAGCACCACAGUCUGACCAUGUUCCUCCACCAGGGAAAGUAGCUGGGUGUAGACUACAGUUAGAUUACUCAGGCUGUGAAACAAACAGCGGCAGUUUGACUGUUGAUAACGCAGAAACUGUCACAGUUAAGGCACUGAUUCGCGGGACUGAGUGUACCAUCAGUUUCAAAAAGAUUGCAGACAAUGGAAAUCAAAGCGAAGCAACCUCGCUAUCUGUCUUCACAGUGAGACGCUGUUUGAAGAAUCUUGUGGGAUGGCUGAGAGUGUUUCUGCAAUGGAUAACCCUGAUGUGGAGGAACAUCAUGGAGUAUCAGAUUCCUUCCCUGACCCGUGCUGUGAGGAAGGAAAGAACACUCCAGCAGCACCAGAGUCCGAACGAACAUCAUGAAGAAACAGAUCCCUCUCCUGACCCGUGCUGUGAGGAAGGAAAGAACACUCCAGCAGCACCACAGUCUGACCAUGUUCCUCCACCAGGGAAAGUAGCUGGGUGUAGACUACAGUUAGAUUACUCAGGCUGUGAAACAAACAGCGGCAGUUUGACUGUUGAUAACGCAGAAACUGUCACGGUUAAGGCACUGAUUCACGGGACUGAGUGUACCAUCAGAUUCACAAAGAUUGCAGACAAUGGAAAUCAAAGCGAAGCAACCUCGAUAUCUGUCUUCACAGUGAGACGCUGUUUGAAGAAUCUUGUGGGAUGGCUGAGAGUGUUUCUGCAAUGGAUAACCCUGAUGUGGAGGAACAUUAUGGAGUAUCAGAUUCCUUCCCUGACCCGUGCUGUGAGGAAGGAAAGAACACUCCAGCAGCACCAGAGUCCGAACGAACAUCAUGAAGAAACAGAUCCCUCUCCUGACCCGUGCUGUGAGGAAGGAAAGAACACUCCAGCAGCACCACAGUCUGACCAUGUUCCUCCACCAGGGAAAGUAGCUGUGUGUAGACUACAGUUAGAUUACUCAGGCUGUGAAACAAACAGCGGCAGUUUGACUGUUGAUAACGCAGAAACUGUCACGGUUAAGGCACUGAUUCAUAGGACUGAGUGUACCAUCAGUUUCAAAAAGAUUGCAGACAAUGGAAAUCAAAGCGAAGCAACCUCGCUAUCUGUCUUCACAGAGCCACGCACUCCUGUCAAUCAGGUCAGCAGCAAGCCAGAGUCUCUGCCUUCGGACCCACCAGCUGCUGAGAUGAUCAUUGCAACGUUGUGCAGUAAAACUCUGCAAGAGAAUGAUGAUGGAACAUUAAGCAAGCCUGUACCAUCUGCCCCCAAAGAGAAGCAGCUAGAGAGGCUUUUGGAGGAACUGGGGUUGGAUCACCACUACAGAGAGAAGCUGUCCCUAAGCACACUUCUGAGGAUUGACCAGAAGACCUUUACAGAUGAACCUGCCAAAUGUAAUUCAGAUCUUCCAUGGUAUUUUCUGAAGAAACUAAUGAUGGUUAAUGUGACAGCUAGGAAUGUGAAAUAUACACCUGCACACAAGUCCAACUGUGAGGAUCACACAGAUGGUCUUGAUGACUUAGACGAAAAAACACAUUCAGGUGACAAACUGAAUCCCCUUGAUAUUAUAACUGCUCUCUUCCUGUGCUCUGAUGGUUUUGUACAGCAGGAAAUGGCCCUCAAAAUGUCCAUGUGUCAGUUUUCCGUGCCUCUGUUGCUUCCCAACUGUGACACAAAGCAGUGCACACUCAUGCUUUGGGCCAUGAGAGACAUUGUUAAAAAGUACAGACCUCGGUACCUUUUAGAAUCCAAGGGAUUUAUUGAAGAGAGAAUUGUUGUCUCCGAACUUCCAAUGAUAUCUUUUGUGAGACUGGGUGAGUGCUCCUUGUCCAAGUCAGAGAUCCUCAAUAAGCUUCUGAGCAACUCUCAGCAGAACCAUGACACCUUUGUUCACCGUAACAUGGAGGGUGGUGACAGUCCAAGGAGAAUAUCCAAUGGAUUGGUGGAAAUGACUUGGUACCUCCCUUGUGGGAACAAAAACAUGGACGUCUUCAGCGAGCCAGUUGCUGUAGCUAACCUUCGUGGGGACAUUGCUUCAUUUGAAACACAAUUUUCUUUCUUGUGUCAGACAUCUGCAGCAGUUUUUGUGUUCUUUGAUGCUUUGGACUCUGAGUGUGAGCUGCUAACCAACCAACAACACAAGGCACAGAUCUUCUUGGUGGGCAACCGUCAAAGCAAAGAUUUCAAAUCAGAUGCUGUAAAAAAGGUAGCAACCAAGUUGAGCUUAACCAAGAGCAACAUCCUUCUGAAAGAUAAGCACAUAAAUGAUGCAAACUUUGUCAAAGAUUUGCGGGAAAAAGUCAGCAAUGCAUUUGAAAACACAAAGGUGAAGAUGGGAAUUGAGAAGAUGGCUGACAUUGCACAUGAACAUGGAAUCUGUGUUGAUGAAGACUCUCCAGACUGCCAGAAUGCGAAGAAAAACGCAGAUGCCAUCACUGCAGAAAUUCAAGACCUUCUUGAAUACAAAGAAGCUCAGCUUCCCUUGCAAGGACAAAUAUGGAAAGACCUCACUCGCUUAGAGAAGGAAGAAUUCCGGCUUCAGAAAGUUGGGUCUGAAAAAAAUAUAGAAAAGUACAAAAGUGAUCUUCGGCUACAGAAAAAAGAACUUCGGAAAAAACAGAACUCUCAGUACAUGUCGAAGGCAAUGACAUGUUUCAUCAAUGCAAUAUCAAGCCCAGGGAUAGAGAGGUGCUAUUUCCUGAAAUGGAUGCGAAUGAACCUCGAUAACGUGUCUCGGGAAAAACUCUUUGACCUCAGGGAGCAGUACAAAGAAAAAUGCAGAAACUCUGAGAACAAAAAGGAGAUCAAGGAGAUUGAGGAACAACUUUCCAACAGCUCAUUAGGGACUGAACACUUCUUCUGUGAAAUGGGCCAGAUCUAUGAAGCUUCCCUUUCCCUUCCUGAAACAGACCCAGCACGUCAACAACUACAGCAUCUCCCCAAGCUAUGUGCAGGAUUAAUGCUUGCUGGAUUUCCACUUGAGCUUGUAGAUGGAGAAGCAUCCAACAUACCUCUCAGAUGGGUGAGUGACGUUCUCUCUCAGCUCAAUGACUUGGUGUCUCCUAAGAACAAGAUCCUGGUAGUCACAGUUCUUGGAGUUCAGAACACAGGAAAGUCCACUCUCCUCAACACCAUGUUUGGAGUGCAGUUUGCAGUCAGCAGUGGUCGAUGCACUCGAGGUGCCUUUAUGUUGCUGAUUCAAAUCAAUGAAGAUGUCAGAAAAGACCUCAACUGUGACUUCAUGGUGAUCAUUGACACUGAGGGCUUAAAGUCACCAGAACUCGCACAACUGGACAAUAGCCACGAGCACGACAAUGAGCUUGCAACACUUGUUGUGGGGCUGAGUGAUAUCACCAUCAUCAAUGUUGCAUGCAAUUCAACAUAUAUGAAGGACAUCCUACAGAUAGUUGUACACACUUUCCUCAGGAUGAAAGAGGUGGGGAAAAAGAAGCCCAAAUGUCAGUUUGUUCACCAGAAUGUGUCCGAUGUUUCAGCCCAUGAUAAGAACAUGCGAGACAGGAAACUGCUCCUGCAGCAGUUAAACGAGAUGACCCAGGCAGCAGCCAAAAUGGAAAAGAAAGAAAAGUACUCGAGCUUCACUGAUGUGAUGGAGUACAGUCCAGACACUGGAAGCUGGUACAUUCCUGGACUCUGGAAUGGAAACCCACCGAUGGCACCAGUCAAUGCAGGCUACAGCGAGGCUGUCUAUGAGCUCAAGAAGAACAUAAUCCACAUUUUGGGAAGUUGUGGAUCAUCAGCUAAUAAUAUCUUGGACUUUACUGAGUGGAUGAAGAGCCUGUGGACUGCAGUAAAACAUGAAAACUACCUCUUCAGCUUCAGAAACAGUCUCGUGGCUGAUGCAUACAUGAGGCUGUGCACAGAAUUCAACAAAUGGGAAUGGGAAUUCAAAAAAGAAAUGUACACAUGGGUUACACAAGCUGUAACAAGAAUCUCCAACUUCGGUACACCUGCUGAUAAAUCCAACAAAUCUGACAUGAGAGAACUUCUCAUGCUAUUGAAAAGCGAAGCUUUGAUAGAGCUGUCUAAAUGGGAGACAAAGCUUCUUGGAAAUCUGGAACAGUACUUCAAGGAAAAAGAGGGUCAUGUCGAUCUUGUUGAAGGAUACAGACAGGAGUUUGCAAACAGUGCAAGGAGCCUUCGAGGAGAAAUGGAAAGGUCUGUGUCUAAUCAACUCACAGCAGCAGCUGACAUCAGACAGGGGAUGACAGAACUUGAUAGAAUCAAGGAGAAACACACAAAGGAAUUAGAGGGCAACGUUUGUGCAUUGAUUGAAGAAUGUAGGAAGAAAAACAUCAAGAUGAAAGAGGAAGAGCUGGACAAAGAAUUUGACAAGAUGUGGACUCAAACAGUGACUCACCUAUCCUGUUCAGAAUUGAAGGUGGGGGACAUUUUCACCAGUGUGUCUCACCACCUGAGAACAAAUCUAAAACAAAAGGGAAGUCAAGCGAAUGAUUUGUUGAGUAACAAAACCCUGAAAGAGUGUGGACGGUUGCCUUUUAAAUAUACUGCAGGAAUUGUCAAGCGAUAUAUAGACCUAUUCAGUGCUCAAAGUCACACAAAGGCUGUACAACAAACAGCUGACAGCAUCAUUACAGAUUGCUCAGAGAUGAUGACUGACAAAAUGCAAAGAAAGAGUAAUUACCAUGAUACCUACAUUGAGGAGAUUCUAAACAUGAUUGAUGAGAAGCUGCAAAACAAUCAGGAAGUUGACAUCACUUUUGAAGUCUCUCUGAAACUGCACAUCUGUGGAGACGCAGCCAGAAGGUUUCAGAAAAUGCAUGAAGAUUUCAUCCAUGAGAAUGAUCCCUACAGAUGUCUGAACGAAAACAAAGAAACGUUUCGUUCUAAUUUUAAAGAUGUGUUCCAUCAUGUAGUCCAGUGCCAGAAGAAAGCAGAAGAAUUCACAGACCGAUGCUUGAAGCCUGCAGUCGAAGGCUUUGUCAACCGUUUCCUGGGUCCUGAUAUCAUUGGUGAAAUGAAGACAAGUGAGCAGUUCAGGACAAGAAUGUCCUUCCAGUAUUCAGUUUUACUGGAUCUGCUCUCAGAGGAUGACUUUAAAAAGUACCUGAUUAUUUGCUCCUAUGAGAAUUAUGUAAAGAAUUGGAUACUCAACAAAAUAGUGGAACGCUUCUCAAAUGGCUCUACGAUGUUCGAGGAACAACAUCUCCAGUCAUGUGUCUACAGCAUAAAUAAUGCUAUCCAGAAAGCUCAAACAGAAAAGUGUGGCAACUUGAAGUCAUUUGUUGAAGUUGUCUGUCAGGAGCUUGGUGACAAACUGGUCAUUUCCCAGGAUGCUCUUGGUAAAUUCAUGAUCCUGAACAAUGCCAACCAGGAACAGUUUGCUCACAGGCUCACUGAGUGUGUGAAGGAGAUGGCACAAGCUCUGAGAGAGACGUUUAAGGAAACAAACAUCCAAACUAAACUACAGAACCUUCAGGUGAAUCCUCACCACGAGCUUUUCGUCAUACUGAUUGGAUGUGGUGAACAGUGUCCGUUCUGCAAAGUGCCCUGUGAGGCAGGAGGAAGAGCCCACAUGGAGCACUUCGCUUCACUUCAUCGCCCAAAUGGUCUGGUUCGAAAUAGAUCGGAAGAGACACAAAAACUCACAAUUGACUUAUGUUCUUCCUCUGUGAACAGUGACAUGCUUUUUCGCAACAGUGAUUCAAAGGAUAAAUGGCAUCCUUUCAAGUCUUACAGACAAAUUUAUCCGCACUGGAAAAUCCUACCAGAUGCAAGCCUCCAGGCCUCAGACUACUGGAAAUAUGUAAUGGCAAAGUUCAAUGAUGAGUUUGCAGAAGCAUACGAUGCAAAGCCUGCUGAUAUUCCUGCAGCUUGGAAAGAAAUCACAAAGGAGCAAGCAGAGGCAAGCCUCAAAGAGUCAUUUUCUAUCAAAUGAGAAACUACAAGCUUUGUGCUCACAGAGGGUCACGUCCUCCUCAUUACAGUCAUCAUCCUCUCAUGGAUAUUUAGAUUACACUUGAUUCAUAUGAAGAGAAGCACACAGAGUAACAUGCUGUUUGUGAGAUGGCAAGAUUGACCAUAUCUUUUCCCCACAAUAACUUACAAGGAAUUUGUAAAUGUUUCAGUUUGAUUAAAUCAGACUUUGUAUCCUA